AAAAUAUAGUUAAAAUAGAGUCCUUCACACUAAAACCUUUUAUUUUUUCCCUUUAAAAAAAAAAACCUUUUAUUUUUUCCUUCUUCUUCUCCACAAUCACACGCCUUCACGCCCCCCCACCCCCCCACCCCCAGCAGUUUCGUAGUCUCUCUCUCUCAUUGGAAGCUGUAUAUACACAAAACAUCCUCCAUCUGACGGCAAUAUUUGCUGUUUGUUAAUUGGUUGCAAUUACAGAAAUGGAGGGAACUCAGAGUGAGAAUAGUGGCUGCCAGUGUGAUGGUGAUGAUGAUGGCGUUCAACUCACUUUCUUUUCCGAAGAAUCAGACGGCGACGUUUUGCUCCACUUUCAGAUUAUUCGUCUUCAAAAACAGAUUUAUGUAUGGAUAGGUUGCAACUCAGCCAGCUUCGGACAUCUCUAUGCCGCUCUUCCCACAAGACCAAGCAAUGCAGUUGGUGUGACUUCUCUAAUUGGAGGGUCCUCUGAUAAUACGGGUUCUGGUAUUGCACGUCGAUUAGUUCUCAAGACUGGGCUUAAUGUUGUUCUUGCUUGUAAUUUACCAAAAAAUAACCCCAUGCUUGAGGCAAGUGCUGAGAAAAAGCUGCUGCAAAAGCUUGUUAGUCUAGGAUAUACAAAGCCGCAAAUCUGAACAAGUAUAUUCAUUAAAAUACUUUCGCCUUACAUUUACCUUGGUUUCCCUUUAAUGGGUUAGUAUUUGGAAGAAAUAUCCAAUGUAGUGUUGCCAGUAUUACUUUUUUGUAGAGAUUUUUAUUCUAAAUGGUCCAUCGUAUUGAAUUGUUUCAUUAUCAA
Molecule: messenger RNA, 808 nt
Organism: Salvia miltiorrhiza (redroot sage)
Lineage: Eukaryota; Viridiplantae; Streptophyta; Magnoliopsida; Lamiales; Lamiaceae
Exons: 5
Coding region: 237-647 (136 amino acids)
Biological process (GO): proteasome assembly
Source: RefSeq, a predicted model, not a curated record